AUGAUAAGACUAUACAAGCCCCUUCAGCGAAUAAUACCCAAGUCAUCAUGGAGUGUCUCCAGCUUCCGCUGUGCUUCUAACACUUCCACUUCCUCUCCUAUUGUAGAGAAGAGAUUGAACCUUGAUAAAGAAAAUUAUAGAAAAGAACUCCAGGAGAGAAUCGCCAAAAUUCCCAUAGAAAAUUAUAGAAACUUCAGUAUAGUGGCGCAUGUUGAUCAUGGGAAGUCUACGCUUUCAGAUAGACUUCUUGAACUUACCGGUGUUAUUCAAGAAGGUGAUGGGAAUAAGCAGGUGUUAGAUCGAUUGGAUGUAGAGAGAGAACGUGGAAUUACUGUUAAAGCGCAAACUUGUUCUAUGUUUUUUGUAGAUCCCAAGACCAAAGAAGAAUAUUUAUUGCAUCUUGUGGAUACCCCUGGACAUGUAGACUUUAGAGCGGAAGUUUCAAGGUCCUAUGCCUCUUGUGGGGGUGCAUUACUUAUCGUCGAUGCAUCUCAAGGUAUACAGGCACAGACAGUUGCAAACUUCUAUUUAGCAUACAGCUUGGGGUUGAAAAUGAUCCCAGUGAUCAAUAAAAUCGAUUUAGACGCGGCAGAUAUCCCCAGAGCAAUUGAACAAGUGGAAAAUACCUUUGAAUUACCCCGUGAAGAUUGUCUAUCAGUGAGUGCUAAAACUGGUUUGAACGUAGAGCUGAUCAUCCCCUCAAUUGUCGAGAAAAUGCCUUCUCCUACAGGAAAUUCAAGUAACCCAUUGAAGGCGCUUUUAGUGGAUUGCUGGCAUGACCCAUACGUAGGAGUGGUGAUGUUAAUUUAUGUUGCUGAUGGUACUUUAAAAAAAGGUGACAAGUUAAUUUCAGCUCAUUCGGAAAAGCGUUAUGAUGUGAAGGAAUGCGGUAUUAUGUAUCCAGACAAGAUUCCAAUGGACUGCUUAAGAUCAGGUCAAGUAGGCUAUGUAAUUCCCGGGAUGAGAAACCCUCGUGAAGCUAUGAUUGGUGAUACGUUCUUCAAGAUUGGCCAACAUGAAGGUGGAAUUGAACCUUUGCCUGGUUUCGAAGAACCUAAACCAAUGGUUUUUAUGGGUGCUUUCCCAGCAGAAGGUGUGGAGUUCAAAGUUAUGAAUGAUCAUAUGGAGAAUUUAGUGUUAAAUGAUAGAUCUGUAACUUUGGCGAAGGAAACAUCUUCUGCUCUUGGCUUGGGUUGGAGAUUGGGAUUUUUGGGAUCUUUGCAUGCCCUGGUGUUCAAAGAAAGACUUGAAAAAGAAUAUGGUGCCAAGAUCAUUCUCACUGCUCCUACAGUACCUUAUAAGAUAGUUUAUAAACUGGGAGAAGAGAAAGUUAUUACCAAUCCAGAUGACUUUCCAGAUAUAGAUGAAAAGCAUAAAGUUGAAAAGCUUAUGGAACCUUAUGUGGGAGCGAUUAUCACAGUACCUGGAGAAUAUGUCGGAACCGUGAUGUCAUUACUUGACAGCAAUAGAGCAAUAUCAGAAGAUGUAGAGUACUUAACAAAUGGACAAGUAAUAAUGAAGUAUGAAAUUCCUCUAGCACAUUUGGUUGAAGAUUUAUUUGGGAAAUUGAAAGGUUGUACAAAAGGAUAUGGAUCAUUGGACUAUGAAGACGCCGGCUACAAGAAAUCAGAUAUAGUCAAACUUGAACUUUGUGUUAAUGGUCAAUCUCAAGAUGCUUUGGCUCAAGUUAUGCACAGAUCACAAGCCGCCAGUAGAGGGAGAGAAUACGUUGACGAAUUUAAGAAAUAUCUUAGAUAUGAACUUUUUGACGUUGCAAUCCAAGCCAAAGUAAACAACAAAGCAGUUGCAAGAUCAACAAUAAAAGGAAAAAGAAAAGACGUUACAGCCAAACUACAUGCUGCAGAUAUCUCCAGAAGGAAGAAGUUGUUGGAAAGACAGAAGGAAGGGAAAAAGCAAAUGAAGGCCAACGGAGUGGUGACUAUUAAACACGAAGCUUACCAAGCAUUCUUAAGAAGAAGUGGAUAA
Molecule: messenger RNA, 1986 nt
Organism: Dujonia railenensis
Lineage: Eukaryota; Fungi; Ascomycota; Pichiomycetes; Serinales; Debaryomycetaceae
Source: the annotation of a GenBank genome assembly